Messenger RNA from Anneissia japonica, 1977 nucleotides. RefSeq names its product glycine--tRNA ligase-like. The coding region runs from base 202 to 1977 and encodes 591 amino acids. The record is from RefSeq and is a predicted model, not a curated record. Gene Ontology annotation, cellular component: mitochondrion; cytoplasm. Gene Ontology annotation, molecular function: glycine-tRNA ligase activity; ATP binding. Gene Ontology annotation, biological process: mitochondrial glycyl-tRNA aminoacylation. The transcript has 15 exons. NCBI's taxonomy places the organism in Eukaryota, Metazoa, Echinodermata, Crinoidea, Comatulida, Comatulidae.
AUAAAUUCUAGGCCUAGCCUCUCUGCGCUAGCUAACAACAACCAUCGUUGCGGCAAACGUGUUGCGUUUGCACGGCUGCAAUAUUCAGCAAGAGAUCACGGCUCCAUAGCCUCGGCUGCCUGGGGUGGAAGGAAAGCAAGGCAGCGAUUACAAGAAUUGAAAAAUAAAUUUGGAAAGAAUUUUGAUCUCAAGAUUUCUGAAAUGUCCGGUGUAAACGUAGAGGAGAUCCUUGCUCCGUUGAGGCAACUGGUUAAGGAGCAGGGUGACUUGGUUCGCAAGAUGAAAGAAGAUAAUUUACCAGAAGUAGAUGUCAAAAAGGCUAUUGUGGAGCUUAAGGCUCGGAAGAAGGCAUUAGAAGACAAGGAACUAGCCCUCAUGCCAAAAGACAAUUUUGAUCGUGCUAAGAUGGAAGAUACACUGAAACGGCGCUUCUUCUAUGACCAAUCAUUCUCAAUUUAUGGAGGUGUGAGUGGCCUGUAUGACUUUGGUCCAACCGGCUGCGCUAUGAAGUCCAACUUCAUCAACGAGUGGCGUAAGCAUUUUGUCAUUGAAGAGGGAAUGCUGGAGGUUGAUUGUAGCAUAUUAACACCAGAAGUUGUUUUCAAGGCCUCUGGACAUGUGGAGAGGUUUUCUGACUAUAUGGUGAAAGACCAAAAGACAGGUGAAUGUUUCAGAGCAGAUCAUCUUCUGAAAGCUCAUCUAGAAAAAGUGAUGUCAGAAAAGGGUUGCACAGACGACAAGAAGAAUGAAUGCCUCGGAGUUAUUUCGCAGUUGGAUAAUUUUGAUAAGGAUGCACUCACAGAAAUGUUCAAAACAUAUAAUGUUGUGUCACCAACCACAAACAAUCCUCUGUCGGACCCAAUGGAAUUUAAUCUGAUGUUUGGUACCAACAUUGGUCCUGGAAGCGGAUUACAAGGAUAUCUCCGACCAGAAACAGCGCAAGGAAUAUUUGUCAACUUUAAAAGGCUCCUUGAAUUCAACCAAGGCCGACUCCCAUUUGCUGCAGCUCAGGUUGGUCAGGCCUUCAGGAAUGAGAUCUCCCCUAGGUCUGGCCUCAUACGAGUCAGAGAAUUCACAAUGUGUGAGAUAGAGCACUUUAUAGAUCCUUCCAACAAAGAUCAUCCAAACUUUGAGUCUGUAGCUGGUCUGUCCCUGACCCUCUUUCCUGUAGAUGAACAGAUGUCCGGUAAAUCCUCUGUUACAACAACCAUUGGGGAGGCCAUUGAUAAGGGCAUCAUCAAGAGCAAGGUUCUAGGUUAUUUUAUCGGACGUACAUACCUGUUCCUAACGAAGGUAGGCGUCGACCCAGCUAAGUUGCGAUUUAGGCAACACAUGCAGAAUGAGAUGGCUCACUAUGCGUGUGACUGCUGGGACGCUGAGUGCAGAGUAUCCUAUGGCUGGGUAGAGUGUGUAGGCUGUGCUGAUCGUUCUUGCUACGAUUUAUGCUGCCAUAUGAAGUUCAGCAAGGUGCCACUAGUUGCAGAAAAAAAUCUACCUGAGCCAAUUAUCAAAGAUGUUGUUGAAGUUGUUCCACAAAAAAGUGUAAUGGGAAAGGCUUUCAAGAAAGAUGCAAAGUCAAUAAUGAGCCUCCUAGCAACAUAUACAGAAGAAGACACGCUGAAAAUUGAGAACGCUUUCAAAGACAACGGAGAAUAUUCUGUUGAAGCUGAUGGUAAAACCUUUGUCUUGAAGCCAGAUAUGGUACAAAUUAAGAAAUAUCAGAAGAAAGUUCAUGUCGAAGAAAUAACACCUGGGGUGAUCGAACCAUCGUUCGGUGUCGGACGUAUCAUGUACGCAAUCCUUGAACACAACUUCAAGGUCAGAGAAGGAGAUGCACAAAGAACGUAUUUCAGCUUGCCUCCUGUGAUUGCACCAUUCAAGUGCUCAGUGCUACCUCUUAGUAACAACCCGGAAUUUCUACCAUUGGUCAAAUCACUUUGGUUGGGUUGGAGGAGAACAUGCAUGUUUGCGUGUUGA